UACUCUUUUCUGUCUAUCUUUCUCUCCUUAUUUAUAAAGGGUUGGGUCGUGAAUGACAUAUUUGUCUGUGGCUGUAGUGGGUUAGGUUUUUGUUUGCUGUGCUUUCAGUCUCAUUUGACAUUUCGGGGACAUAAUGUGUCUUUUUUAGUUCUCAAGUGUACUUCUUUUUUUUUAAACAUUUUUUUUUUCUGCUUUCAGAAGCUACUUGCCUCUACCUCAUUUUUUGAAGAAGAUUAAACCAAACAAGCAAUCAAAGCCUUUGGAAGAAUGAGUUCCUACAACAUUUCUCUGAGUGGGCCAGCCCCGUGGGGCUUCCGAUUGCAGGGAGGGAAAGACUUCAACAUGCCCCUGACCAUCUCCAGGAUCACCCCUGGGAGCAAGGCACAGCAAGGCAACCUGGUCCAGGGUGACAUCAUCGUGGCCAUCGACGGAGUCAGCACUGAGGGUAUGACCCACCUGGAGGCCCAGAACAAGAUCAAGUGUGCCAGCUUUAACCUGGCCCUCACCAUGCAGAAGUAUGUACCACGCACACGCACACCUGGGAGCAAGGCACAGCAAGGCAACCUGGUCCAGGGUGACAUCAUCGUGGCCAUCGACGGAGUCAGCACUGAGGGUAUGACCCACCUGGAGGCCCAGAACAAGAUCAAGUGUGCCAGCUUUAACCUGGCCCUCACCAUGCAGAAGUCAAAGCGCCCAGCUUUGCAAAGUGCCACCCCAAGAAUCGACUCUCCCAUGCAACAGAUCCCUCACCAGAAGGUUAUUUUCAACACGCCUGCCAACAACGACUACAUCCCCAACUUCAACCCCAAUGCGCUGAAGGACACUGCCCUGUCCACCCACAAGCCCAUCGAGGUGAAGGGUCCUGGGGGCAAGGCCACCAUCAUCCAUGCCCAGUACAACACCCCCAUUAGCAUGUACUCCCAGGACGCCAUCAUGGACGCCAUCGCCGGACAGUCCCAGUCCAAGGGCCACGAGGGCGGUUCACUCCCUGUAAAAGACGCUCAGGUAGACAGUGCCUCCCCAGUGUAUCAGGCUGUCAUCAAGACUGCAGACAGGGACAUGGAGUUGAAUGACUGGGCCCGCAGCUCCUCCCAGGUGCAGUCCAAGUCCUUCCGCCUCCUCGCCCACAUCACGGGAACGGAGUUCAUGCAAGACCCAGACGUGGAACAUCUGAGGAAAUCAAGGGAAAAGUUUGACACCGAAUUUAAAGGCCCACGUUUUGCCAAAUUGAAAAAUUGGCACAACGGCCUGUCUGCUCAAAUCCUUAACGUGCCAGAAAAAACCCUGCUCUACUCUGUCCUCUGCAGCGAGCAGCCACCCCCAGCCACCCAGACACAGCCAGUGGCCCCUGAGGCCCCUACAGUCCCCUCUGGGGCACCUCGCCACCUGACGCAUGCAGCCUCCCAUAUCUCGUCUGCUUUGAUUACACAGUCUAGAAACAAGGUUUAUAAGCAAGGGCCACCGCCCACCUCUGCGCUGGAGGCUCUGUCAAUCACCCCAGUGUUCCGAACCAGCACUUUGCCCAAACGAAAGCGCACCCUGCCCUCUGGGAAACCCAAGCACCUGAGCUACAGCCUGCAACAGUCUGCCUCUGGUUACAGCUCCCAGUACAAAUCCUCAGUCUCCAGCCAAUAUGGCCAGGCUCCCCCCAUGCAACAAGCCCCUCCCAUGUACCAGGGGCAAUCCAUGUACCAGGGGCAAUCCAUGCAGCAGGGGCCUCCCAUGUACCAAGGGCCUCCCAUGCAGCAGGGACCUCCCAUGCAGCAGGGACCUCCCAUGUACCAGGGGCCCCCCAUGCACCAGGCCCCGCAUAUGCAGCAACCUCCCAUGCAGCAGCCUCCACACAUGCAGCAGCCUCCUCACAUGCAGCAGCCUCCUCACAUGCAGCAGCCUCCUCACAUGCAGCAGCCUCCUCACAUGCAGCAAAGCUCCAUCCAGAUCCCUGUGGGCCCUCCCCCACCCAAGGUGGUCAGCACCGCCUGCAUCGUGCCAGCUCCUGCCCCUGUUCCACCCCAAGCCGCCGCCCCUGAACCCCCCUCCAGCAGGCCCCCCUGGAUCACUGACGACUCUUUUGCCAACAAGUUUGACCCCAGCAAGACCACCAGCACCAGCAUGAAAGUGCCUGCUCUACCUCAGAGUGCCCCACCAGCACCGGCCUAUAUCCCACACCCUGGCUCUGCCCACACCCCUCACUCUGCCCCAAGCCCUGCCUAUAACCCAAGCCCUGCCCCCUACAACCCCACCCCUGCCCCUUUCAAUCCUGUUGCCCGGGGCGUGGCCCAAAGGGCGGAGCGCUUCGCUGCCAACAGCAACAGAGCACCCCUCUGUGGAGCCUGCAACAACAUGGUCAGGGGACCCUUCCUGGUGGCCCUGGGUCGAUCCUGGCACCCAGAGGAGUUCAACUGUCACUACUGCCACACAUCGCUGGCAGACUGCAGCUUUGUGGAGGAGCAGAACGCAGUGUACUGUGAGAACUGCUACGGCGAGUUCUUUGCCCCCACCUGUGCCCGCUGCAACACCAAGAUCAUGGGGGAGGUGAUGCAUGCUCUGCGGCAGACAUGGCACACCACCUGCUUUGUGUGUGCUGCCUGUGGCAAGGCCUUUGGAAAUAGCCUCUUCCACAUGGAGGACGGGGAGCCCUACUGCGAGAAAGAUUACAUUUCACUCUUCAGCACCAAGUGCCAUGGCUGUGACUUCCCAGUAGAAGCUGGAGACAAGUUUAUUGAAGCACUGGGUCAUACCUGGCACGACACCUGCUUUGUCUGUGCGGUGUGCAAUUUGAACCUGGAGGGCCAGCCCUUCUACUCCAAGAAGGACAAGCCCCUGUGCAAGAAGCACGCUCACGCCAUCAACGUGUAGAUGCUCCAUCUGCAGUUUUAUGGGGUGGUGGGCAGGUGUUUACGUAGCUAUGCCCAAGCCUUGGCAAAGAGCCCUGUAGAGGGCAUUGAUGCCAGUCAAAAUGAUGAAAAACACAAGCUGAAGAUGAUAGCAACAAGAUUGACUGUUCAGCAAACCGAUCAAUCAGGCGUGACAAAAUUUAAGUAUUUUCAUUGGUACUGAAAUUCAAGACAAAACUGCCUAAAAUGCUGCAGCCCCCCCCCCCUCCCCCCAAACAUGUGUUACGUGUGUAUUUAUUAAUAACACUUACAAAUGAAUUAUAUUGUAUAUCAGAGAAUUCUGAUGUAAACUCUUUGCUACUCCACUCAGGUCCCGGAGGGCCUCAAUCCAGUGAGGCUGGAGCAAAAACCUUAGCAGCCUACAGACACAGGCAGACUGAGUGGAGUAGCAGGGCAAUCAGUAAAUAAGAUGCCUUAUUUCACAGGAACACUCGUGUGCUUUGUUUUGAAUGUCAAAACCCAAAUAGCUUGCAGUGAAUGUAAUAAGACCGUUUUAGUAUCACAUACAGUAGAUUUAACAUGAUGAUGCCUCACGCUGACCAACAGAGCACAGAACGUGAACCGAUACAGUAUACUGUAGCAUGACACAUGCAGGGCUACGAAUACUGUUUGAUUUCACAGAGGUAUUAUUAAAGUGACAGUUUAGUAAGUGAUAUUCAUUGCAUCUUUGGCAAAGUGUUAUUUAUUUACAUAGAAUUAAACGGAAGUAUAACAUCCAUGGAUGUUUAUAUUGCUGACAAAACAGUUAUAUUUGGACUUUUGCUGUCUGAUUUAGUUUUGUAUGCAUGCAGUUGCAUCAUACAGAAGUUCAUAGUAUUAUAUGAAGAACCUGUCACUCACUCUGUCAUCCUGGAUUUAUUUAUUUAUUAUAUACAAAGAUGGUGCUCUGUUACAUUAUGAUACAGUAAUACUAUACCAACUUUGGGGAUCCGGGUAGAAGAUGAGGCAAAACUUUUGAUGUAUUUGAACACUUUAUGGGGUAGGAAAGUUAGGUUUUUGGAACGUGUCUCAUAAACGGGAUUUGCUCCUGACUGGAAAUCAAGGAACCACUCUGUGUCUUUUAUAGUAUGUAAUGGGAAUUUUGGGGGAGGUGCACGGAUGGUGGACCAGAGCCAGAAAGAUAUGUCACAAUGGGCCGCUGGACUAUUGUGUCUCCGCGGCUUUGGUCUCUGAAUUGCGCUUAAGGGAGGCAAGCUCUGGCCUGGGGUCUUACAGAUACAUUUUACACAACAGAUGUCUAUGCAUGGUGAUAUGCCACAUACAACCGUAAUGAAGCGCUUAACUUAAACAGGAAUGUAUAGGAAAUAUCUGUCGAGGUAACAAAAAAAACAGCCAAACACAAUCAUUUCUCUCUCACUAGCACACGCACCUUAAAGGUCAGUUGAGACCGUGUGCUUGUGUACAGACUUUAUACUUUCAGAGUUUAUUUUAUACAUCUUUGUGUCUUUUCUGUGUUUGUGUAAGUGCGUGUGCAUGCAUGAGUUUGUACAUGAUUGUCAGUGCAUGUCUACUGGGGCAACAUCAGUAUUAGUUAUGUAUCUGUGCCACUAGAGUAGCAAAGCAUACUGUGAUUUUACAUAACACUGAGAACACUACACUGAGUACUUUUGAUAUGCAUACUGUAUGUGUGUAGAUCAACUGGUAAGAAAAGCACAGUCUGUGCCAGUUCAGAAUAAACCUUACAUGGUACCAUUGGAGGGAAAUGAAGACGGGCUUGAAUUGUUGCGAAAUAGUUGUUUACUUGAAGUUCAGCGUAUUGAAACUAGUUGUAUAGUUUCCAACCACUAGAGUGCAACAGAGUGCUGACACCAUUCUGCUACUUGGCAUGCCUCAGACACCAUUCACUACAUAGUACACUCACUGUAUGUUCCCUCUGUCCCCACUCCAGCAAACACUACAAAGCCAUUUGUCACCCCUGUGGACUUCGUAUCCAACAGUUCAAUGUCAAGCUUUUUUCCAGGCCCCAUGUAUCAAUGUCAUUACACUAACUCCAUAAUCAGAAAGUGUGGACAGCAUAGGGAAAACAAUUGUUAGGGUUAUAUAGAUGGUUACUUUUUUUUUUAAAGACUAUUGCGUCAACAUGAUGAUAGAAAUGCUGUGCAUCCCAUWGAGGCUAUUUUUAGACAAUCAAAUAUAGUGUAUUUUGUGUUACCUGGUAUCUGAAGGACCAUGUCAGCAGCCCAAAAUGUCAAUAUCGCUGGUUCCAAUGCUCACACGUUUCCUCUGUAGUCAACAUUGGCUAUAAUAACACUAUGAAAGAAUAGUUAAGGACAUAUUUAAGGAGGACACAGUUUUAUAGAAUUUCACAGUCCAUUCCCAAAUGACUAUAACUUCUCUCUGCCGUCAGGCAUUCAUUCCAUUUAGGUAAGAGGUCUCUGGUGCAUCUCUGUCCUCUGUAACGAGAGACUUAAGUAGCCUUCAUCGUUCUCUUCACUCUUGACACUUCCCUCCCUCCUGGCUAGUUCUCACUAAACAGUCUAUAUGGCACACAGGUUACUUUGCUAUGACACUGUAUUAAGACAAUCCUUUUUAAAUUUCAGGCUGCUGAGUGGUCUUUUAGAUGUUGGUUCACACAUUAUUUCUGUUUGUACUGCUGUUUAGUAAUCACUGCAAGAUUUAUAUCCAGGCUGCAAGAUUUAUAUCCAAUGUGCAAAAGGGUAUUUUUUAGUAUUUUUGUUUUAGAAUAGAUAUAUACUUGGCAUGAGAUAACAACCACACACUUAAAUCGGAUCAUUGAUUUACUUAUAUGUUUUUGAAGCAGUAACUGAAAUAUGGCUUUGAUCUUUGAGUAGUUGUAGGCCGUCAAUGUUUUUUUCUUUGGCAUGGACUGUGUUGGAGGAAUAGAGUUGUUGUCAUUGUUCUGUUGUACAUUAUGAAUAACACAUGAAUUAGUGGUUCAUCUCUUGCUGCAUUUGUACUUAGAACCCUAUCGUCUCUAUAGACAAGGUCUUUUUAUGUGGAACGUUGAUGUGUUUGGAUUGUAACCCCAUAUUUCAAACGACUCACCCUGCCUGGCCUACCAUAACACUAACUAUACUUAGAAAUUGGAACAUGUUUUAUGCAUUGCUUUAUUUAGUGAAAUGCAUCUGACUGCUAUCAGAACAGAGUUACAUGGAGAAAGGAUAUACCUUGACGACUGAAGAAUUUAACAGGAGUCUAUCGGUGUGUGUGUGUAUCUAUCUUGGGAAGGAAAUGUGCUUGAUUUCGUCUCUCUUGAGAACUUUCUGGAUUGGACAAUGUUUGAAGGGCCUUAAUUUAUGCAUGCUGUAGCCUAUUAAAUACCAUGACCUUAAUUUAUAUUGUUCAGCAAAGACUACAAAUCACCAUUAUGUUUUUGUUUUACAACCACAAGUAUGCCUGUAUUACCAGAGUCAAUGUUGAGAGGCUGCUGGUAUCUCUAGAUCUCUAGGGGGUCGUUCCACAAAAUGGGUGCCUCUUGCGUCCAUUUGAUAUUUAAGUAGAACUUGUGCAACAAUAUUACAUUUUAAAAGCCUGUUAUAUUAAAUGAAGUGCCCUUUUAAUACAGACCAUAUGGAGAAUCCAAUAAAUAUAAUUUUUUUAUGUGAAUAAAGGCUACCUAAAGUGCCAAAAUUCAGCAUGUUGACGCCCCUCCAUCCACCCUGUGUCACUUCUAGGAAGAUUUCAACCCACUUGCUCAAAACAUUUCUCCAAGUGUCACCAUCGUUGUAAAGCCCUAGUUAUUUUAGUUGCUUUGACAAAGUAAUUUGAAGAUUAUUUAUUUAAUGUGAUUAUUGAUUUAUUUACGCCUGUCCCUCAUUUUGGUGAUCCCUGUUAUGUGAACUGAACUUUUGUUUUAAUAUGGUGAAACUAUUUCUUUUAAAAUAUAUUUUUUAAAGAAACAUUGAACAUGAAUUGUCAAAUCAUAGUUUAAAAGCAGGUGAUAUGGUUUGACUAUUUUUGGCMAUUUUCUGGUGUUUUGUGGUGGGAAACUGAGCGGGUCGAACAUAACACGUCAACCCUGUUACCCAUAGAUAGACAGGCUAGAAAUGUUUUAGCUAUUUCAUUUUUUUUUCUUCGUGAAACUGAUAUUCACUUGCCACUCCCUGAUGCACAGAAGCAUCCAUUCCCCCUGUCACAAGGGGAUUUAUGGUUSAUUUAAGAAGAAAUUGUCAACACUGUUACUUUAUUUUGAUUUCAUUUAUUUGGCACUUUAAUAGGCCCUUUCUAUAGUCAUUUUUGUUAUUUAAAAAAAACUCUUGAGAUGAGAACAUGUUUUUUAUGAAUUUGAACAUGUGCUCUUGACAAUGUUAAACUUUGGUGAAAUUACACUUCUCAAAAGGCACUGAAUUGGUGGAAUGACCCUAGGAUGGUUUGAAUCUUUGAAAUUUGUCAAUAAACAUUUUAUUUCACAA
This is a messenger RNA of Salvelinus sp. IW2-2015, 7270 nucleotides long. Lineage: Eukaryota; Metazoa; Chordata; Actinopteri; Salmoniformes; Salmonidae. The record is from RefSeq and is a predicted model, not a curated record.